AUGCGUCUCUCCGCGCUUGCUACCGUCGCUCUGGUUGGUAUGGUCUUCGCCACGUCCAAGCCCUCCUCCACUGCCAAUUUGGCACCCAAGGACGGCCCUCCUCCCUCUUGCCAGACCAACUUUGAUGGUAACUUCGGUAUUACCGUCGUCGCGCUCGGCACUCAAAGCCUCCAUGCCGGUGUGAUCUACACUUCUGGCUUCUCUGUCUGCACCAACGGCUCUCUCGCUCUCGGCGGAUCCACCACCUUUUACCGCUGCCUCUCCGGUAACUUCUGGAACCUGUACGACCGCAACGUGGCCGAGCAGUGCUCGCCCAUCCACCUCGCCAUCCUUCCAUGCGGCCAGAAGGCUCCGGCUCCAGCGCCUGCUGAUGGCCAGGUCGUGGGCAGCGUCACGGUCGCAACAGCCUUCGUCACCGUCAUGACAGAUGGCAAGCCGCAAGUCGUUGCCACCAAGGUUCCCCUUCCAGUCUGCCAGAUCGGCGACGGCCAGAUUCAGGCCCACACCACUCUCUGCGGUAAACCCCCGCCUGCCACCCAGUCCGCCUCCCGGCCAAACGCCACGCAGCCUGCAAUGACGCCUCCCGUCGCUCCGCCUGCCCAGACAACUCCUCGGUAUGCGACUCCUCCCAACUCCACAGCGCCCAUCAAACCGCCGGGCACUGCGCCGGGAAGGCCCGCGGCGACAAAGCCGGGUGGAUCGGCCAACCCGGUGGCCCCUCCCGUCGCGGCAGGCCAGAACCUCGCUCCGGCCUCAUUAUUGGCUCUCGUUAUCACGAUCUUUGCGGCUCUGUACAUAGUCUAA
Messenger RNA from Colletotrichum spaethianum, 804 nucleotides. RefSeq names its product cell wall mannoprotein CIS3. The record is from RefSeq and is a predicted model, not a curated record. Bases 1 to 804 code for a protein of 267 amino acids. NCBI's taxonomy places the organism in Eukaryota, Fungi, Ascomycota, Sordariomycetes, Glomerellales, Glomerellaceae. The transcript is spliced from 2 exons. Gene Ontology annotation, molecular function: structural constituent of cell wall. Gene Ontology annotation, cellular component: fungal-type cell wall. Gene Ontology annotation, biological process: fungal-type cell wall organization.